Messenger RNA from Helianthus annuus (common sunflower), 1472 nucleotides. RefSeq names its product dof zinc finger protein DOF3.6. The record is from RefSeq and is a predicted model, not a curated record. Bases 126 to 1127 code for a protein of 333 amino acids. Gene Ontology annotation, biological process: regulation of DNA-templated transcription. Gene Ontology annotation, molecular function: DNA binding; DNA-binding transcription factor activity. Lineage: Eukaryota; Viridiplantae; Streptophyta; Magnoliopsida; Asterales; Asteraceae. The transcript has 2 exons.
UUCAUUUCUCCUCUCCUUCUCAUCUCUGUGUUUUCUUCUCUUGUUUUUGAUUCCCCACUCCCAUAUAUUUCCAAAAAAACCUUGAAACUUUUCUAAAAGAGAAAAAGAAGCCUCAAAUUUAUAUCAUGGUUUUCUCAUCUGUUCCACCCUAUCUUGAUCACCACAAUUGGCAUCAUCAGCUUCCUCAAUCUAAUCAUCAAGGGAUUGGAGAUGUUGGCGUCGGCGAUGGUGAAAGCCCUAAUUUUCAAACUCCUGUUCCGCCUCCAGCAUCUGGUGUUGGAGGCGGAACAGGAGACGGGGAAGGCUCGAUCAAACCAGGAUCUAUGGUAGAUCGAGCCAGGUUAGCCAGGCUACCCUUACCCGAGCCAGGGCUAAACUGCCCGCGAUGCGAUUCAACCAACACAAAGUUUUGCUACUUCAACAAUUAUAGCCUCACACAACCUAGACACUUCUGUAAGACGUGUAGGCGUUACUGGACUAGAGGAGGAGCUUUGAGAAACGUUCCGGUUGGGGGAGGUUGCCGGAGAAACAAACGAAGUAGUAAAGGUAGAAGCUCGAAAUCGCCAAGCCAACCGGGGCCAAAAUCGCUAAGUGUAAGUCCACCAAGAAGUAGCUCUGAGAAUUUGACAAAUACUCAAAUCCCACAUCCACCUUCACUUCACUUACCCUUCAUGAGUUCUCUUAGCCAAUAUGGUGGUCAUGUUGGUGGCAAUCUUAGCUCAAGUAUUGCUGGAUUUCAGCCUCAAAGUGAAAUAAGAAACUUUCAAAUAGGAAAUAGUAGCAAUUUUAACAACAUUUUAUCAAUUGGAGGUGGAGAGAGUUGGAGACUCCCCUUCUUACCUGCAUUUGAAGUACCAAACCACACUAACCCGUUUAACUUCCAAGCCAAAGGCGUUGAAGCGCAAUCGUCUUUGAUAGAUGGAGGUGACACAAGUUUAAACACCAAUUCGGGUAUCGAAAACCCUCAGAUUGAUCGCGAUCCUGCAGUGAAGGCUGAAGACACUCCAGGCGUAAAUCUAUCAAGACAGUUUUUGGGUAUGAUGGAGAAUCCCAAUCCACAACCAUGGGCUGGGAAUUCAUGGGCAGAAUUUCCUGGUGUCACCACUUCCACAACACAUUUCCUAUAAUUAAGCAUGGUUCAUGUUAUCAAAGUGAGUUAACAUGGAUCUUCAAACCCUAGCUAAUUCUUAGCUUACAUGUAAUAUGAUCAAUUAAUUAAGACUUCACGUUGCAACGUUUGAUCGCUGAAGAACUGCAGGAGAAACCAUCGUAGGUAUACCUUAUAUGUUCAGUUUAAUGUGAUAGUACUAUAUGCAUGGUGUUGGUUUAUUCUAUUAAUGCGUUUGAGAGUUUCCUUAUACUUGGGAAGUGUUCUACGAAUGUGUGUGAGAUUGUGUGAUACUAUGUUGAUUAUGCUAUAUUACUGACAUUGAACAGCUGAUUUCUCUAUGGACAUUAUACACCUUUGAACU